AUGACGUUAAGUUUAUGGACUGAUGGCUAUAACGGAAGUCACGCUUCGAUUCAUUUCUACCCCAAUAUAACUGCUAUCGGGUGUGGAGUCGGGAGGAAAGGGAUGCUUAGGGACAACACGUGCUUUACAUACCAUCCAAAUAGUGAUACAAUGUUUGCCGGCAUUCAAAACGGACGGGUAGUCCAGACCGGAGAACAGCCGUGGGCUGUGUUUAUCACACAUAAAAAGAAGACAUACUUACUUUGUGGCACAAACUGUACGGCGACUGACAUUCGUGUAUAUCCGGGGCUAACGAACCAAAAAACUGCAAAUCAUACCUACUAUACGGGCGGUCAGUAUUUCAUUACACCCGAGUAUGAGAGCAAUCAGUGGCAACCCUUUGACUUGGGGUUAAUUCGACUCAACACUGCUAUACCAUUGGACGGGACGUCAGGUGUGACGGGAAUUAACGCCAUUUGUUUGCCCGAAGAGUGGGCCGCGAAUCAGAACGAAGAAUACGUGCAAUUGGUUGGGUUCGGGAAGGACAACGGAACGAGAUCGGGAACACUGCGAUCAGGUUAUGCUAAAAUGAUGACAGCUCAUCGUGAUCAAAUUCAAAAUACCGCCCUUUCCAUGCAGCGCAUACCAUUCCCGUCCGGUUCGGGCAUUUGCCUUGGUGAUUCCGGCUCACCCGUAGUUCAGUACGUCAACGGUGUGGCAGUGGUUAUAGGCAUUACAGUCAGUGCAACAAUGGAUACAAACAAUUCUUGUCAGAAACUUACCGAAGAGGCGGGAAUGACAGCAAUUCGGGUCUCGCAUCACAUCCAAUGGAUAAUCAAUACCAUAUAUAAUAACACUAAUUAG
Molecule: messenger RNA, 843 nt
Organism: Medioppia subpectinata
Lineage: Eukaryota; Metazoa; Arthropoda; Arachnida; Sarcoptiformes; Oppiidae
Source: the annotation of a GenBank genome assembly